AUGCAGAAAUACGUCUUACUCAUUGCAUUCAUCACCACUGUAGCCUGCCAUGAGGCCAGGAAGCACAGGGUGGAAGAUCCAUUCUCAGCCCUAGACAAACACAUCACCCACACACUCGCCUACCAUUACCUGUGGCCAUGGAGUCAACUCAUCCGGGCAGCAGCUGCUCUAGACGUCGAAGAAGUUCUUGAAGAACCCCAGAUUGUGUCAGACAACGAGAAACUGCUCAUCAAUCUCAACGUAAGGAGGUUCAAGCCUGACGAGUUGAGGAUCAAAGUGAAGAACCGCUACAUCAUUGUUGAAGGAAAGCACAAGGAGAAGGAUGACGUCCAGCAGUUCAUGGCUAACCACUUCGUCCAGCGGUUCGUGCUGCCUCCUGGUAGCAAACAGGAAGAAGUGACUGCGGUCCUCAAGGAAAAUGGUGUUCUAACAGUGUCUGUGCCCAAACAUGAGCUGCCCCCUCCACCACCAGAGAGGGAAGUGCCCAUCGAAGUGAGGCUACCAGUUAAAGUGGAAGACAAAACAGAAAUACCUGUUACUGUAAAAGAAGAGAAAAUUGAAACCACAACAGUUAAGAAGGAGGUUCCAGUCCAGGCAUCUUCGGUGACACCCUUGGAACAGUUGGAAUUAGUGGAAGCGACCACACAUGUUGGCAAGAUCAGGAAGAAGGAGCUGAAGACCACAACUAAAACAUCAAAGGACAACGAAGUGUCAAAGGGGAUUGAUGGGAACGGCUUAGAUUAUGCUUUGAUUGAAGCGGAGUGA
Spodoptera littoralis (African cotton leafworm) is the source of this 765-nucleotide messenger RNA. The record is from the annotation of a GenBank genome assembly. Lineage: Eukaryota; Metazoa; Arthropoda; Insecta; Lepidoptera; Noctuidae.